AUGUCUGAAGUAACACUUACAAGAAGAGAACAACAAGCCUUGAGAAAGGCAGAACUUGAAGCAUCACCAGUCAGAACCCUGAGAGAUAUUGGAUCUGCAUUGGAACCUUUGACAAUUCCUAAUGUUAUGAAGUUAAAGUCUAACAUUGUUCAUGUUUUUACUUCUAAAUGGGAACUUUGCAAACAAGAAAUUGAAGAACAAUGCUGCGUCAAGUGGAUUAUCAGUCGUCCUAAUAGACAUAGUUCUGCUGUUGAUAUCACCAAGAAGAAGCAUGUGCUCUUCUCCCAGGUAUACUCCUGUCAUAGAGGUGGAAGCUAUGAAUCUGAAAGCAGAGAAAAGCGUCCAAUUCAACGUAAAUCGAAGAAAGUUGGCUGUGAGGCAACUCUCACUAUUACUUGUUAUGCUGACAAGUCUCAUGUUUACGUGUUUGAUUUUAUUGCCAACCACACCAACCAUAUUCCUGGGGAUAUUAAAACCGAUCUUGGACUUAUUCCUUUAACUCGAGGUCAUGUUGAUGAUAUUGUUGCCCGUUUGACAGCCAGUCCAGGCUCAUCAGCUAGAAAAAUCAGACUUGAGAUUCUUUGCAACAUUGACCAGCAAGAGUAUUCUCUCAAUGGACGUAAAAUCAACUACUUUGAUAUUUACAACAAAAUACUUGCAAUCAACCGAACAAUCUUUCAUUUGCACGAGAACAACUUUAAGUCUAUGAAGAUGUGGUUUACCAAAAAACUUUCUCCCAAAGGUUUUAUUAUCUUUGAAGAUAACCUGCAGACAUAUUCGAACGACAAGAGCCUGUAUGCAUGUGGAUUUACCUCGCCUUUCCAGCAAAGCAAGAUAAAAGCUGCAGCAACAUUCUGUAUGAAUGCCACCUACAGUAUCACUCAAAGAUCAGAUGACAUUCUUUAUACUAUUGUCAUUCGUAAUGAAGAACUUGAUCGUGGUUUCCCCUGUGCAUACAUGCUGACCAAUGACCAUUCCUUGGGUCCAAUUGUCCAAUGGUUGAAGCACUUGAAAGACAAUCAGUUGGUUGUAAACCCCUGGCAGUUUACUAUUGACUGUAGUGAUGCUGAGACAAAUGCACUCAUGGCAAUCUUCCCUGGAUGCCAGAUCCAAUACUGUCUUUUUCACGUCAGUCAAGCAUGGUACAGACGACUAAAUCUGAAAGUCAAGACAGGAAAUACUGCUGCCCAAAACCGUUUGGUUCGAGGAGAAAUGAUGGCUUUUCUUAAGCAUAUCAUAUAUGAAGAGCAUAUAGUUGUAUUUCUUGACAAGAUUGCCAACUUCAUUGGAAGAUAUCAGCAAAGUCAACCUGAUUUUGUCCAAUACUUUGAGACCAACUGGUGUACCAUGACUAAGUAUUGUGUUUGGAGUAGAGCUUUUCAUCAGCUUGAAUUCUCUCACAUGCUAACAAACAACUACAUCGACUCUUGGCACAACCAGCUAAAAACUCAUUUUUUAGGCCACAAGCUCUACUUCAAAGAGGAGAGUAUCAGAAUCAAUAUGCACAGUGGCCCAAUGACAGCUGCCCAAAGACAACAAAGGAAGAUAGAGAUGUCUGCUGAAGCUGUUCCAGCAUACAUGCAUGCUAAUAUGAUUGUUAGCCCGUCAAAAGCAAUGUCUCUGAACACCACUCUUGAUGACACUGAUGAUAUUUUUGAAGACGGGUUUUGGUUCAUCAACUCGUUUACCGAAGAUGGUAUUACCUAUCAAGUUGAAGUUAACAACAAUGUUAUUCUUUCUUCUCCUGCAAAUAAUGUGCUGCCAAUCACAAUUUCUGGUGAGCAGUUUGUUAAUGACAGCACUAUGUCAAUUGAUGGCACAAGGGAGAGCACUGGGCAUGGGUAUGCCAUAGAGGCAUUUGAGUAUGCAAAGAAUUGUUCAUUAACAACUAAACAUAAUGAGCAAGACUUGUAUCAACUGAUACAGUAUGCUACAGAAGAGGAAGCAGAGGUUAUCAGAGCAGCAUAUGCUGCUCCCAUAAAGGCUUUUCAAGAAAUCAAAGCUAAAUAUGAAGCUCAUUUUAGAACUUUAAAUACACAACGUCAUUAA
Phycomyces blakesleeanus NRRL 1555(-) is the source of this 2049-nucleotide messenger RNA. RefSeq lists its product as hypothetical. The coding region runs from base 1 to 2049 and encodes 682 amino acids. The transcript has 4 exons. NCBI's taxonomy places the organism in Eukaryota, Fungi, Mucoromycota, Mucoromycetes, Mucorales, Phycomycetaceae. The record is from RefSeq and is a predicted model, not a curated record.